AUGUCCGCGAAGGCUGUAAGCGAGCUUUCGGGUAAAGAAUUGCUUUAUCGAUACCUCGAGUCCAGUGGUCUGAUCGAUGCUCCAUCGGCUGUUCGCGUAUCUACUGGCGACGAUUUCGACUCGGUGGUGAAAGGAGUGACCUGGUUGAGUGGUGGUCAGAAAGCGGUCAUAAAACCCGAUCAGCUAAUAAAGCGACGUGGAAAGCAUGGACUUGUAAAAUGCGGACCAGUGAAAGAAAUCAAGGAAUGGUACCAAGAAAGGGCAGGAACAAACGUGAAGAAAAGAUACGAAAAGGAGCUUUAUGGAUGA
Strongylus vulgaris is the source of this 309-nucleotide messenger RNA. The record is from the annotation of a GenBank genome assembly. Lineage: Eukaryota; Metazoa; Nematoda; Chromadorea; Rhabditida; Strongylidae.